AUGGGUGAAAUAAUAUAUGGAGUAGAUCCAGAGCACAGAGAUGUUGCAAAGUUCAAGUCGUCAAUAGCGUACAAGAAGAUACUGCACUAUAUCACAGAUAUAGACAAGAGAAUACAGAAGAAAGAAAUACUGGGAGACGGAGAAAGACGGUACGAUCUCGCAGAGAGCAGAAGAAGAGAGCACAGGAGAAAAGAUGGAGAAGAAAGUGAAGUGCCCUCGCAGGACGACACACGAGAGAGUGAGGGGAAUGUGUUUCUGAGUAAAAUAGAAGAGAUCAUCGAAGAGGUGCCCUUGGAGGAGGGAAAUCAGAGAUAUGGAAACAAAGGAUUCAUAAACUUUGUGGAAAGGCUGUCGAUAGAGGGAGAGAGGAUCAUGAAAGAGUCAUUCCCCGGGAUAACAGAUAAAGACCUUUCAAUACUCCAAAACUAUCUCGACGAGUCAUUUGGGAACAGAUCGAGGAUAGACUACGGCACAGGCCACGAGCUCAACUUUUUCUGUUUUUUGAUAAUUUUGAUGAUGAGAAAAUUGCUCGCUGAAGAUGCGGUGUUGCUCGUAUUGGAGCACUAUUUCAGCAUAGUCAGGCUGCUUAUCCUCAAAUACAAGCUGGAGCCAGCGGGGAGCCACGGGAUGGGAGGGCUAGAUGACUACCAGCUGCUUCCAUUUCUAUUUGGAUCAUCGCAGUUCUGCUGCAGGGAAGGCUUUGUGUUUAGCGAUUUAUUCACUGAGGAAGAGAGAGGCCUGUGCUACUCAAAGGCGCUUCGGUUUAUACACAUUGAUAAAAGCUUUCCUCCGAGUAAAUACUCGUAUAAAGAAAGAAUAGAAAAGUACAACACAAUAGAAAUAACAGAAGAACCAUUCUCCCAUCACUCAGUGACAAUAUACUCACUAAGAACUGUGCCAUUCAUGAAAAUUAACAGGGGAAUGAUAAAAAUGUACGAUGGCGUAGUGUUAUCCACGCACGCAGUCAUUCAGCACUUUAUAUCAAGUGAGUAUCUACCAAUAUAG
Nematocida minor is the source of this 1005-nucleotide messenger RNA. RefSeq names its product serine/threonine-protein phosphatase 2A activator. Gene Ontology annotation, molecular function: protein tyrosine phosphatase activator activity; peptidyl-prolyl cis-trans isomerase activity. Gene Ontology annotation, cellular component: nucleus; protein phosphatase type 2A complex; cytoplasm. The coding region runs from base 1 to 1005 and encodes 334 amino acids. Gene Ontology annotation, biological process: mitotic spindle organization. Lineage: Eukaryota; Fungi; Microsporidia. The record is from RefSeq and is a predicted model, not a curated record. The transcript has a single exon.